AUUUCAUUGUUGAACAAUUAUCAAUGGAGUUUUGUUUUAAAUUGUUUUAGUUGAACCUUCUGUUGGUCCACAUUUUGAAAGUGUGAUAAGUAAACACUUGUUAAUUUUCGACUUCACUCAAAAAUGCCGUUUCAUCGAGACGACCAAACUAAUGAGUACAGAACAAACAGAACCACAGGAGAUUCCAAUUUCAGAAGAGAUGGUGAUAUGAGAGAAAAUACGUCUGAAAGUCAGCAAGGACAAAACUAUUAUGUAGCAAAGGCACCUAACGUAACAUCGUAUAUAGAAGGAAGUUAUUCUGACUAUGCACGCCCACAAAAUUCACAUGAAAGAAACUAUACAUCACAGCAUGAUAGAAAUUAUCAGGAAAGAAGAGGUGAAGAAGAAUCAGGACCACUUUACUCUUAUUCAGUUGAUGAUAUGCCGCAUCGUGCAGGCACCGUAACAAUGAAUGAAGAACAAGGCGUAUUACCUGUCUCUACCGAUGAGAAUUAUUCAAAUAGAAGUCAAUCGGGACAUAAUAACACGAGGUACAACAGGAAUCUUGACUGGUCAUUUCCAGUCACUCAUCAGCUACAUAGAAAUUUAAUGAUUUCGUUGAGUGACUGAUACAGACAUUUUUAAUACUUAAAAAACUAAAAUAUGUUUAAGAUAAGCGAAUAAGCACAGAAAAACCUGGUAAAUACUGGCAAUAUCUAGUGCACAGUUCCAGAAAAAAUACAUGAAAAAAGCAGUGUUAUAUCACGAUAACACACCAACAAGUACAUCUACGAGUUUAAAUAACGGACAUUUUCAUCAUAAAGUUUCAAGUUCUACGCUAUUUUAUUUCUCAUCCUUGAAUUGUGUUUUAAAUAAAUCUGUCUGUUAUUGAGUUUAUGCUAUUUUUAAGCUCUAAAAUACAUUUUUUGAAAAUAAACAUCUCAGCUUGUAUUAAUCCCUAAAAAAUAAAUCAUUGUAUGAACUAUUAGUUGUUUACAGUAAUAAGAAGUGUUGAAAGUUCUUAAUCUGUGUAAGUGAUUGCUAUGGACAAACUACAAGUUACGGCUUCACUGUUUAGUUGUUUUACAGAUGGUUGAGUUACUAGCUUAUUCAAAAUGUGACAAAAAUUCUCAGUAAAGAAGGUAUAAACUUGAAAAGUGUUAUAGGUAAAGUACUAAUCACCAGAAUAUUGUAUGACCCGGUGUUGUUCCGUCUAAAAGAAGAUUUAAUCCCCUACGAUGUUUUCUAUUCAUUUCCAUCUUGAAGCGCAUAACAGUAGGUUGAAUUCCAAGAAAACGUAUACUUGAGUGCAUGUUGCCAAACAGGAAAUAAUUGAAGAAUUAAAACAAUAGCAAAUGAACAAAAUCAGAUCGUCAUUCUAGAUGGAAACUCAGAUAGCCGAACCGUUUAAGCAGGCUAUAAAAAUAGAUAGUGCGUCACAGCAUAAAAAUAAUUUGCCAUCAUAGAUAAGUGUUAUUUGGACAUACUUUUUUAUUUCAAAUUAAAUAAUGACUUCUAAGUCCAUACACAUGCACAGUGAAUAAUAAAUUUAACACAGAUGAGAAUACAAACCCUCAGUCCUGACGACGGUUUACCAUAGAAAAUUACUUGCGUGGACCUACUUAACUGAGAACAAUAAUGGAGAAGUUAUGAAAAAUUUUGAUUUCAUCAAAUCAUCAUAAUCAGUCUGAAUACUAUUCUGGAGGAUGUCAUGAAAAAAAAAUUUUUUUGAUUAAUAUUUUUAAGUUUUGCUAAAUGUCUGCUUCUUUUAAAUAAACAUUAAGUACGAU
This is a messenger RNA of Trichobilharzia szidati, 1769 nucleotides long. Lineage: Eukaryota; Metazoa; Platyhelminthes; Trematoda; Strigeidida; Schistosomatidae. The record is from the annotation of a GenBank genome assembly.